Messenger RNA from Hyposmocoma kahamanoa, 865 nucleotides. Its product is annotated as chymotrypsin-1-like. Gene Ontology annotation, molecular function: serine-type endopeptidase activity. The transcript has 3 exons. Gene Ontology annotation, biological process: proteolysis. The record is from RefSeq and is a predicted model, not a curated record. Lineage: Eukaryota; Metazoa; Arthropoda; Insecta; Lepidoptera; Cosmopterigidae. Bases 1 to 846 code for a protein of 281 amino acids.
AUGACUACUACUCUUCAGAACGGAUCGUUUUCGGAAGAAUUGUUUUCGAAUGAGUCAGCACGUCGAAAUGAAUCGUUUGAGUAUGAAACGGACAGUGACGACACAAAGUUUCAAAGUUAUAUUGUAGGAGGGAAGUACGCUAGAAUACAAGACUUUCCCCAUUCGGCAUUUUUGGUGAUAAAAUGCCACAAGGUAGAGUACGAGGAAUUUACUUGCGGCUCGUCGAUCUUGAACCAAUUAAUAUUGCUGACUGCAGCACACUGUUUCGAGGAUUGUCGAAGUGGGUCUAAAGUGUUAGUAUCAGUCGGCAACCGGAGAAAGACAAAGGGAAACUUUUACACUGUCGGAAAGUUUGCCAGCCAUGGAGAAUACGACGGACAUGUAAUGAAAAACGACAUUGCUGUGGCUAUUCUUUCGAGGCCUUUGGUGUUCGGUAGUUCAGUGAAGAGGGUCUUAUUAUCACACAUUGGAAUCUACAAGGAACCAGCUUUGGUGGCAGGAUGGGGUAUCACAAACGAGAAAUUAUAUACACCUACGCUGUACUUGAAGUGGACGCGCCAGGUAGUGCUGUCGCGAAGAAGGUGUUUAAGAUUAGUGCCGAAUUUGAACAAUGGUUACUUUUGCGCCACCGGGGAUGUGAAACAUGAGACGGACUACGGUUACGCUGCAGUAGGUGACUCAGGCAGCGCUUUAAUAGUCCGACGGUCCAUCCAGAUUGGCAUAGUGUCUUACAAGAUACCAAAGACCUCCAAGAGUCUCAUCAUCUACACCAACGUGACUAAAUACCACCACUGGAUCACAAGCGCAUCUAAACAACUUUACUGCCAUCAGUUUAAAUUUACUUAAUUUAUUUCAUGACCAUACA